CACGUCCCCAUGCCACGCGCCGAUACCGCGCCGCUCGCGCUCGCCGCAGCUCAGCUAUUUAAACGCCGGCCCGCUGCCGCCGGACCACACCGGAGCCGAGCAGGAAGAGCACGUCGAAUCAGCCAGCAGCGAGCAUAUAUACAUACGCGUGUGAAGUGCAGUGAAGGCAGGCAGGAUGUCGGGGGCACAGGGAGCGCACCCGGUCGGGGAGACGACGCCGACGACGUACGGGUCGGUGGGCGGCGGGGAGAACCGCACGCGCACGGACCUGCGGUCGCGGGAGGACCAGGGCAACAUCCAGAUCGAUAAGGUGCAGGACAAGGUGGAGGACGCCGCGUCGCGCAAGGUCGACGACAGCGCCUUCGCCGCCAGGAAGGAACCGGGCCAGGCCGGCGACGCCGGGGCGACCGGCACCGGCGCGUGAUCUGGGUUCUCUGUGGCACCCUGCCGCGCGCGGGUGCGUUGUGUUGUGUAGCGAGUUGUGUUCUGUAAAAGAGUCUCUGCGUGCGAGCUCACAAUAAUAAGAACUGCUUCUCAGUUUGCUUAGCAAGACCA
This is a messenger RNA of Triticum urartu, 555 nucleotides long. RefSeq lists its product as uncharacterized. Lineage: Eukaryota; Viridiplantae; Streptophyta; Magnoliopsida; Poales; Poaceae. The record is from RefSeq and is a predicted model, not a curated record.